Panonychus citri (citrus red mite) is the source of this 1185-nucleotide messenger RNA. RefSeq lists its product as uncharacterized. The coding region runs from base 52 to 1164 and encodes 370 amino acids. The record is from RefSeq and is a predicted model, not a curated record. Gene Ontology annotation, molecular function: protein binding. Lineage: Eukaryota; Metazoa; Arthropoda; Arachnida; Trombidiformes; Tetranychidae. The transcript has 6 exons.
UCUUAGUUUUUUUCUCAAGUUUUUGAAUAAUUAAUAAAUGGAAUUAUAAUUAUGUCAUUUAACGAUUUGCCCGUUAACUGUCUUUGGAAGAUCUUUGGAAAUGUCCAUGAGGUCGAAGAUUUGAUUAGAUUGUCUAAAGUUUGUUCGAGAUGGUCCGAUUUAAUUACGUUGAGAUUUAAUCGAGUAAAAUAUCUUCGUUUGAUAAAUGGCCAAAAUGAUUACAUUGAUAAGUACACAUUGUGGAUAAAUCGUACGGAUUGGAAAGAUUACAAUUUAAUGGAAUCGUUUCCGAAUCUUAAGAUUAUAGAGAUUUCGUCGCCUGAUCAUCUUCCAAUUGGUAAUUUCAACAAAAAUCCAAAAAUAAAAGGAUUGAUUGAUCUUCAUAAUGCUAUUAAAGAUGAUUUUAAAUUGGAAAACAUCGAAAUGUUUGCUUCAGAACGUUAUGAUCUCGAUUAUGAAAAAGUUUUUCGACCUGAUCAGUUGAAACAAGUUUACAGCUACUUCCUUGAUAUGACUGAUCUUCCUUCAUUCAUUAAAUAUUUUCCAAAUCUAAGGCGACUUCACUUAAAGCUAGAUGAUGCGAACGAAGUUUUUUACGAUGGAGUGUAUUUGUCCUCGUUAAAGAUUCUUGAACUUGGUACAGAUUCGGUUAUUGGUUUCAAUUUCAUGGAUUUUUGUCCCUCUCUGGAAAGCGCUUUCAUCCAUUGUUGGACCGAGGAUAUUAAUGUAGAUGAAUCGAUAAAGAAUUACAAUUUAAGAGAUUUGGUUAUCAAGAAUUCUAUCAAUGCUCCUUGGCCAUAUCUACUAAGGCUACAAAGACUACGAAGAGUACUUUCCAAAUUUCCUAAUUUACAUCAUCUUGGGAUCAGAGAUAUGGUUGAGAUUAAUGAUAGUAAUUUAGAAGAAUUGGUAAAAUUAUUACCAAAGUUGAAAAUAUUGGACUUGAGAACAUGUGUUAAUGUAACUGAAAAAUCAGCUGAUAUUCUGUCCAAAUUUUGUGUCAAAGAGAAUCGAUCAAUUGUUAUGUAUUACGAUUGUGUAAAAGAGCCGAUCGAAUGGCCUAAAUUGGCAAAUACUCACGAGCCAAUUUGCUAUGGAUUCAAUUUCAUGAAACAUUGUUUUUAUAAAACUUUCAACGAUCUUCCAAUUUUCAUUGAUGAAUAAAAUCGAAACAUGCUGUAAUAA